GGGAUGAGCAGUGAUGCUGCCGCCUCUGUUUCUCUCCGCUCCCCAGCAGCAGCGCAGCUCCGCUCAGACACACCGAGGCAGCGGCAGCACGUCCGCCCGCAGAGAGAGCGCUUCCCUCCGCAUAGCGUUACUGAGCCGCCGCGCUCUAAUGGAUGUCUCCUCCUCUUCUUCUUCUGCUUUCUCCUCCUCCUCCUCUGCCACCGCCGCCUUUUGACACUGGACGCUCUCGCAGCAGCCGACCUCACAUCCCCGGCUUGUAUUUUUUAUUUUUAUUUUUAUUUUUUUUUUUAGGGUUUGUCUCGACGACACACGGAGCCACUCUCCCCCCCCUCCCUCCCCUCUACCGUUAGCCCGCUAAGCUAGCUAGCCAAGCCGCUAACUUAGCCGCGAUACUUUGUACCGUGUCGGUUUUCCAGCCCGCGGCGGUUCGAGGCGACCCGUCACUCCAGGAGCAUGUUUGAGUGACGAGCAAAAGAAGAAGUGGGAUCUCUGAAGCUCCGCCUCCUCUGCUGGUGGAGCGCCCUGCACAUCUGACCAGAGACCCCUCAAGUCACUCGAAAAAGGAUGCGGAGGUUUGCCUACUGUAAGGUGGUUCUGGCCACCUCUCUGGUCUGGGUGAUGCUGGACAUGUUCAUCCUGCUCUACUUCAGCGAGUGCAACAAGUGCGACGACAAGAAGGAGAGAGGACUGCCAGGGAGAUACGGUGGGUACGCCCUGUCCAGACCGCGAGACGGUCCCGGUGAAGGCGGGAAGCCUGUGGUGAUCCCUAAAGAGAACCAGGAGAAGAUGAAGGAGAUGUUUAAGAUCAACCAGUUCAACCUCAUGGCCUCGGAGAUGAUCGCGCUCAAUCGCUCACUGCCCGACGUCCGCCUGGAAGGGUGCAAGAACAAGUUGUACCCCGAUAAUCUCCCUCGCACCAGCGUGGUGAUUGUAUUUCAUAACGAGGCCUGGAGCACGCUGCUGCGAACUGUCCACUCCGUCAUCGACCGCUCUCCGCACACACUGCUGGAGGAGAUUGUCCUGGUGGACGACGCCAGCGAGAGAGAUUUCCUAAAGCGGCCGCUGGAGCAGUACGUCCGGCGGUUGGAGGUCCCGGUCAGAGUGGUGAGGAUGGAGCAGCGGUCCGGACUCAUUCGCGCUCGCCUCAAGGGAGCGUCCAUCUCCACCGGCCAGGUCAUAACCUUCCUGGAUGCUCAUUGCGAAUGCACAACAGGUUGGCUGGAGCCGCUGCUCGCCCGCAUCAAGCAAGACAAGAAAACAGUGGUGUGCCCCAUUAUCGACGUUAUCAGCGACGACACGUUUGAGUACAUGGCGGGCUCUGACAUGACGUACGGCGGCUUCAACUGGAAACUGAACUUCCGCUGGUACCCCGUUCCUCAGAGAGAGAUGGACCGCCGCAAGGGAGACCGCACGCUGCCGGUCAGGACUCCCACCAUGGCAGGCGGCCUGUUCUCCAUAGACAGAGAUUAUUUUCAGGAGAUCGGCACUUAUGACGCGGGCAUGGACAUCUGGGGUGGAGAGAACCUGGAAAUCUCCUUCAGAAUCUGGCAGUGUGGUGGGACUCUAGAGAUCGUCACAUGCUCCCACGUGGGCCACGUGUUCAGAAAGGCGACGCCCUACACGUUCCCCGGCGGAACAGGACAGAUCAUCAACAAAAACAACCGCCGCCUGGCAGAAGUCUGGAUGGAUGAAUUUAAAAACUUCUUCUAUAUCAUCUCUCCCGGUGUGACCAAAGUGGACUACGGUGACAUCACGUCUCGCACCGCCCUCAGACAAAAGCUUCAAUGUAAACCCUUCAGCUGGUACUUGGAGAACGUCUACCCCGACUCACAGAUCCCCAGGCACUAUUACUCACUGGGAGAGAUCCGCAACGUGGAGACCAACCAGUGUCUGGACAACAUGGCCCGCAAGGAAAACGAGAAGGUCGGCAUUUUCAACUGCCACGGCAUGGGAGGCAACCAGGUCUUCUCCUACACGGCCAAUAAAGAGAUCAGGACGGACGACUUGUGUCUAGACGUGUCCAAGCUGAACGGACCCGUCAUGAUGCUCAAGUGCCAUCACCUCAAAGGCAACCAGCUGUGGGAGUACGACCCUGUGAAGCUGACCCUGGUCCACGUCAACAGCAACCAGUGUCUGGACAAGGCCAGCGAGGAGGACAGCCAGGUGCCCAGCGUCAGAGACUGCUCGCACUCGCGAUCCCAACAGUGGCUGCUGCGCAACGUCACACUACCGGAGGUCUUCUGACCACACUCUGCACACCCACAAACGCACACACUCACACACACAGCGGCCCACAGCGAGCAGUCGGGGGAACGGACGCGUUUUGUCGAAACGGGGCAGCGGGGGGGGAAAAAAAAAAAGAGACUUCCCACGAGGGGAUUCGGGAACAGAGGAGGACGGACUGGACGGUACUACCUCUGUCAGAAACCAGAGGGAGGAGCGAGUUCGAGCCUCCUGGGACGAGAGGAAAGACUCCUUCUGCGAGACCACGGCUCUUGUUUCACUUUUUUUGUUUUUUUGUUUUUUUUCAAAAAGAGAGUGACUCGAACACGAGACCGGCUUCCCCUCAACUCAUCACUUAACGUUUACUGACUUGCCUCUUAUGAGAGAGUGUGUGCACUUAUUUGUGUGUGUGUGUGUGUGUGUGUGUACUCUUGAGAUGAAUGUAUGCUUUGAGAGAGGGGCCUCGAUUCCUUGUUGAUUUCUUCUUCUUUUUUUUCUUUUUUUUUUUAUUUAAUUUUGUAAAAGGGUUUUGAAAAUGAAGAAGGAUGCAUGUGUGAGCGUGUGAGUGUCAGAGCCCCUCCUACAGUCUUGCAGCAGUGUUUGUCUCCCUCUGGUGUUACUCCUUUAGCAUUUCAUCUUACAGACUGAAGCCUCGGCGCUGAGGAAAUAUCCGAGAGACAGCACAUUUCAAAAGGAAAAAAGACAAAAAAGAAAAAAAAAACAAAAACACGGACCCGACGUCUGCCAUCAGCAGAGAUCUAGAGAUAGAGAAAUACGAUGUUUGUGAUAUCUUGAGAUUUCUAUGUCCAGUUUUUACAUGGCUUGUCUGUUUCUACUGUUUCAGUAACCCUAGUUUGUCUGUCUGUUGUCUUUAAAGAUGUUUAACAUGAAGCUAACUCACACACACAUACAUGCAUAUAUAAACUGAUGUUCACUGCCUGAUGUAGUGUUCAACCGUAGGGAGCUCUCCCAUGAGGCACUACACAUGCUGUAUACAUAUAGGAGAAAAAAGGGCCGCCCUCUGGCCUCAUACUUAAAUCCAUUUGUCAUAUCUUCUUCUCAAUGACCUCUCUGAAGAAAAAAAAAAAAAAAAACACUCCAAGGGCUUCUUUCCUCCAGUGGAGUGUGUGGAUGUGUGUGUGGGUGUGAACGCGUCAAUCUAUAGUCCAUCAGCUCCCUACGACGGACAGAUUCCUGGGUCAUCGCAUAGAACAUCAGCCAAAUGUGUAAAAAUCAUCAGAACCAGCUGAUCUUUUUUUGUACUUUUAGUAUAUUUAAUGAAGCCAUGCUAAAUUUUACCCUCAUACUGUGAAUGGUUUUCGACUUACAGCCCCUCAAAGUACAUAGGGGCUGGCUGGGAUUCUAUUUCUUAACUUUAUAUACAUGUGAUGAUAUUUAAAAAAUGUUUUGACACAGAAAGAAUCAUGACUAAAAGAUGAGGCUGGUAUCAAAUGUAGGUCAACAUGUGACCUGUCAUUUGCUGUAACUUGUUCACCCACAUGGUAAUAUGACGUUGACAGGUUACCCAAAGAUGCACUUUUUUUUUUUUUUUUUUUUUUUUUUCGGUGAAUUCUAACUAAAAAUAUGUUAACCGAUGAGGUCAGAGGAUGAGGGUUUGCUGUGUUUGACACUGUAGUGACCUGAGGAGGCGCUUACUUGGACUACUGGCUAUUUCAUGUUGGCAAGCAGAGGCUGUUGUUGGGGUUUAGCGAGCGAAGGGGCACCAUGACAAAGACUUCUGUGGUAUUUAAUGACCUCCCCUUUUUAAAGGGUUGGCUGGGGUAGAGAAGUGAAUCUGACAGUGGCUCAUGUCGCUGACACGCGUUUACAGCCAGCGUCAUGUUAUUACAUUUUUAUCAGUAUUAAUCGAAGAAAGUUGGUGCUGAAAGAAUCGUGCUGAACAAAAACAAGAUUCUGGCUUCAGAUCGUGGAUGUAAACUCGAUGUACUUGCAGUUUUGAACAGAACUCUGUGUGCACUUGUGAAGUUAUGGGCCUCAGAAAUGAUGAUAAAGAACAUUUUAGCGUGACUUUAUGCAUUACAAGGGCCUGUAACUCUGAAAAUAUUCACAGUACGACGGUAGAAUUGUGCAUGGCUUCUUUAAACAUACUAAAGUUACUGCACAUAAAAAAAAUCUUCUGAUUCUGAGGACGUCUUGUGGGACCUUGAUCAGAUUUUCUAUGGGAUGACCCUCUUCGCCCGACAGCCUGUAGCGUAGAGCGGCUGCAGAUCCCCGCUUCCUCCUCUAGCAGCUGUUAUUUUCUACACAGAGCCGAGCGUCCGCCCUCUCCUGUGGACGUAUGUGCAGGAGGGAAGGAUAUCAAAGUAGCAUCGCUGAGGGGUUUUUAUUUAGGACAACUAAUCAGGGACAGACUAUUAACCGUAGACAGCCAAAGGGGAGCGAAAGGGUCCAACUGUGGAUUUAGCGAGAGCACAGCAGCAGCAGCAGAUGACAUAUCCUAAUCCAUAACUACAUAUCUCACUUUUGCGAGCUCACUGGCAGUAUUUCACUAUUCAUAUCUCGGCGAGAGAUCGACAGACAGCCGCGUCAUCCUCAUUUCAACCGCUUUCUUUCUUGUUUUGUAUCACUCCUGCCGCUGCGAGUCAGGGCACGAGGCGUGACUUCAGAAACAUUUUGUCUUCCUCCAGUGGAGGGAGGGUUUACACGUAGGACACGUCAUUGGUUCAUCUUUGUGGUGGACGUGGUAGUGAGAGGAUUUUUCAUGUCUGAGCGAGUGACUGUGGUGAAGGUGUGAGCGUUUUUUUUUUUUGAUUGCGAGACAAAGGGAGUGUAUCGCUUGUUGUGGGUUUAUUUUGUUGUUUUGUUUUUGUUUUUUUGUGGGGGAGGGGGGUGGCAAGGGGGCUUGAAAGUAACUGACAUGUCCAGGCUUCCACACUGAGCUGAUCCAAAUGUAGAAAAUAAAGGUGAAAAAGUUUACAGAACUA
Stegastes partitus (bicolor damselfish) is the source of this 5168-nucleotide messenger RNA. It is a transcript of the gene galnt1, whose product is annotated as UDP-N-acetyl-alpha-D-galactosamine:polypeptide N-acetylgalactosaminyltransferase 1. Gene Ontology annotation, biological process: protein O-linked glycosylation. The transcript has 14 exons. Gene Ontology annotation, cellular component: Golgi apparatus. The record is from RefSeq and is a predicted model, not a curated record. Lineage: Eukaryota; Metazoa; Chordata; Actinopteri; Pomacentridae. Bases 565 to 2244 code for a protein of 559 amino acids. Gene Ontology annotation, molecular function: polypeptide N-acetylgalactosaminyltransferase activity.